GGGCUCUCGGCCACCGUAGCCCCUGCGAGUGGAGCCCGUGGCACGCGCUGCUGAAAGGAAGAGAAAGGCAAGAGAGUCGGGUUACAAGAUGGCGGCCGCACUGUGGUAGUUGCUGAGGCGGCGGCGCGGAGUGAGGGGGCCGGGCUGGGGGCUCAACUUUCCCCUCUUGCCUUCAAGGAGCCAUGAAAAGCGGCGUGUUAAAGACCCCGCGCUGCCCGUGAGCGACUUCCCGACCCCGCGGAGGCGGCGAACCGGCGCGGAGGCCCUGGUCGGGCUGCACCAUGUCGGACACCCGGCGGCGGGUGAAGGUCUAUACCCUCAAUGAGGACCGGCAAUGGGACGACAGGGGCACCGGGCACGUCUCCUCCACCUACGUGGAGCGGCUCAAGGGGAUGUCGCUGCUGGUGCGGGCCGAGUCGGACGGUUCUCUAUUGUUGGAAUCAAAGAUAAAUCCAAACACUGCAUAUCAAAAACAGCAGGACACCUUGAUUGUUUGGUCAGAAGCAGAGAAUUAUGAUUUAGCACUGAGUUUUCAAGAAAAAGCUGGCUGCGAUGAAAUUUGGGAAAAAAUCUGCCAGGUUCAAGGUAAAGAUCCAUCAGUGGAAGUCACACAGGACCUUAUUGAUGAAUCCGAAGAAGAACGCUUUGAAGAAAUGCCUGAAACUAGUCAUUUGAUUGAUCUUCCUACUUGUGAACUCAACAAACUUGAAGAGAUUGCUGAUCUAGUUACCUCUGUUCUCUCCUCACCCAUCCGUAGAGAAAAGUUAGCGCUUGCCUUGGAAAAUGAAGGCUACAUUAAAAAACUAUUGCAGCUUUUCCAGGUUUGCGAGAAUCUAGAGAACACUGAAGGUUUACAUCAUUUGUAUGAAAUUAUUAGAGGAAUUUUGUUCCUCAAUAAAGCAACUCUGUUUGAGGUAAUGUUUUCUGAUGAGUGUAUUAUGGAUGUUGUGGGAUGCCUCGAGUACGACCCUGCUUUGGCUCAGCCAAAAAGGCACAGGGAGUUCUUGACCAAAACAGCAAAAUUUAAAGAGGUUAUACCUAUAACAGACUCUGAACUUAGGCAAAAGAUUCAUCAGACUUACAGGGUACAAUACAUUCAGGACAUCAUCUUGCCAACACCGUCAGUUUUUGAAGAGAAUUUUCUUUCUACCCUCACUUCCUUUAUUUUCUUCAACAAAGUUGAGAUUGUCAGUAUGUUGCAGGAAGACGAGAAGUUUCUGUCUGAAGUUUUUGCACAAUUAACAGAUGAAGCUACAGAUGAUGACAAAAGACGUGAAUUGGUUAACUUUUUCAAGGAGUUCUGCGCAUUUUCUCAGACAUUACAACCUCAAAACAGAGAUGCGUUUUUCAAAACUUUGGCAAAGUUGGGAAUUCUUCCUGCUCUUGAAAUUGUAAUGGGUAUGGAUGACUUGCAAGUUAGAUCAGCUGCUACAGAUAUAUUUUCUUAUCUAGUAGAAUUUAGUCCAUCCAUGGUCCGAGAAUUUGUAAUGCAAGAAGCCCAACAGAGUGAUGAUGAUAUCCUCCUCAUCAAUGUAGUUAUUGAGCAAAUGAUCUGCGAUACUGACCCUGAGCUUGGUGGGGCUGUUCAAUUAAUGGGGCUCUUACGUACUCUGAUUGAUCCAGAGAAUAUGUUGGCCACAGCUAAUGUAAGAAAAUGCAAAGGGAAAACAGAGAAAAGUGAAUUUCUCAAUUUCUUCUACAACCAUUGUAUGCAUGUUCUCACUGCACCACUCUUGGCUAAUACUUCAGAAGACAAAUGUGAAAAAGAUGCAGCAGUUGGGUCCAACAAGAGUAACACUAUUUGUCCUGAUAAUUAUCAAACAGCACAGCUGCUUGCCUUGAUUUUGGAGCUGCUCACCUUUUGUGUGGAACACCACACAUAUCACAUCAAGAAUUAUAUUAUGAACAAAGAUUUGCUAAGAAGAGUAUUGGUCUUGAUGAAUUCAAAACACACAUUUUUGGCCUUGUGUGCUCUUCGCUUUAUGAGGAGGAUAAUUGGCCUGAAGGAUGAAUUUUAUAACCGUUAUAUCACCAAGGGGAACCUGUUUGAGCCAGUUAUAAAUGCUCUUUUGGAUAAUGGAACUAGGUACAAUCUGCUGAAUUCGGCUGUAAUUGAACUGUUUGAAUUCAUCAGAGUGGAAGAUAUCAAGUCACUUACCGCACAUAUAGUUGAAAACUUUUAUAAGGCACUUGAAUCUAUUGAAUAUGUUCAGACAUUCAAGGGGCUGAAGACUAAAUAUGAGCAAGAAAAAGACAGACAAAAUCAGAAAUUGAACAGCGUCCCAUCCAUAUUGCGUAGUAACAGAUUUCGCCGAGAUGCAAGAGCCUUAGAGGAGGAUGAAGAAAUGUGGUUCAAUGAAGAUGAAGAGGAAGAAGGUGAAGCUGUUGUACCUCCAAUAGAGAAAUCAAAACAAGAGGAUGACUUUCCAGAUAGUUAUGAAAAGUUUAUGGAAACUAAAAAAGCUAAAGAGAGUGAAGACAAAGAGAAUCUCCCAAAAAGGACUUCAGCUGGUGGAUUCAAAUUCACUUUUUCCCACUCUGCCAGUGCAGCUAAUGGAGCAAAUAGUACAAACAAAUCUGUAGCAGCUCAGACAUCACCAGCAAGUUCUAAUGGUUCCUCUUCAAAGAACACAAACUUGACUACAGCGGUAACAACCGCUAAGCAGGGAAGUCUAGUUGGCCUAGUGGAUUAUCCAGAUGAUGAAGAGGAAGAGGAAGAAGAGGAGACAUCCCCAAGGAAAAGACCUCGUCUUGGUUCAUAAAAACAUUGAAAUAAAUGUAUAUUAUGAGGUCUUAAAUGCUGCAACUGAUCAAAGAGCUAAAGAGUCUGAAUCAGAAAGCUUUCUCCCUUGAAUAUAUAAGAUAAUACAAGGAGUAGCAAAAGAAACUCAGUAUAUCAGUGAGAAAGGUUUAGUUCUGCAAACAUCAGGCUUCCAAGGAACUUAAUCUCUUUCUAGUAAAAUAAGGAGUCUGCCAUUCAGUUGGGAGGGGUGGGGGGAGGGUUAGUAAUCAGAACCUGGAUGACAGCUUCUCAGCAAGGAAAGUCUCAGGUUUGGGGAGGGUACUGGGAGGGAGGAAGGUGUGGUUAACAACUUUUAAUAUUGCAGGGUUUCUCCAGUGUGUAACAGACCUAGAAAAAAAAUGUAAAGCUUCAGUUGUAAACCCAGUAAUCUUAAUUUUGUAAUGGUGCUGUCCAUUUUGUUCUUUUAGCAAUUGCCUCUUUUUUUAAAAAAAUGAAGGGAAAAUAAUUCUAUUUCCAUAAAAAUAAAUUCAGAUUUUGGGACCAUUAGUUGCAAAUUUAAUAAAAUGUCUGACAAAUGGAGUGGGGAGCUUCUGGAAUAACAGUGCAUGUUGAGUUGUAAAAAACAUGAACUUUUCAACUCACAUUUUGAAGAGGAGAGAAAAAAAAGCAAGCUGGAUAAUGGACAGGUCAAUUAAUUUGAUUGUUUUUUAAAUUGGAUAUCCAGCAAUAUCUAUGCCAAGGAUUGGUAGCUUCCAAAAAGAUCUCCAGAAACUGCUAGCAUCAAUAAACUAGUACUUUAAACUACACACUAAGUACAGCUAGCAGUUUUUCAGGUGAUAGAAGAUACUGAAUUGAGUCACUUUCUGUUUUAUUAGUGAAGCUCUCGUCCUUGAGCAGCAGGUGCGUUUUUGCAUUUGUAGGUUUAAAUUGUGUAAUUGAGGUGGUAAUAAGAAACACUAACAAAGGUUUUGAAAAGUGGCAUUUAACACCCAGAAGCCAUUUUGGACCAAGAUGGAAUUAUUACUAACAAUAUACCAGUCUGUUUGAGGCAGAAUCAACAUUCAGCAUCUGAACCUGGGUGUAAUAUGAAAGCUGCUUUUUAAAGAGUAAAAGCACAUUCCAUGAACGUAAACUAAUUGCAACCAAAAAAAACAACAACAGGUAAAUUGAUGGAGGUAAACAGUUUAAGAGGUUUUAUUUUCAAAGAGCAGCAAGUGAACUGUAAAUAUUUUAAUGUUAGUUGCCCCUAUAUGAUCUGAGAUCAUGCUGAAGUGAGGG
Chrysemys picta bellii (western painted turtle) is the source of this 4021-nucleotide messenger RNA. It is a transcript of the gene PPP4R3B, whose product is annotated as protein phosphatase 4 regulatory subunit 3B. Gene Ontology annotation, biological process: protein dephosphorylation; DNA damage response. Gene Ontology annotation, cellular component: nucleoplasm; protein phosphatase 4 complex. NCBI's taxonomy places the organism in Eukaryota, Metazoa, Chordata, Testudines, Emydidae. The record is from RefSeq and is a predicted model, not a curated record. Gene Ontology annotation, molecular function: protein phosphatase activator activity.